Myotis myotis is the source of this 3406-nucleotide messenger RNA. RefSeq names its product carboxypeptidase X, M14 family member 2 (gene CPXM2). NCBI's taxonomy places the organism in Eukaryota, Metazoa, Chordata, Mammalia, Chiroptera, Vespertilionidae. Bases 150 to 2423 code for a protein of 757 amino acids. The record is from RefSeq and is a predicted model, not a curated record. The transcript is spliced from 14 exons. Gene Ontology annotation, biological process: proteolysis. Gene Ontology annotation, molecular function: metallocarboxypeptidase activity; zinc ion binding.
CACGCGCCACCGGCCGGCAGCUUCCCAGCCCCGGUGCGCCCCUGCCCUGCGCCCCUGCCCCGCGCCCCUGCCCCGCACCCCGCGCGCCUCCCACGCACGCCCUGCGCUCCCGGCCACCGAGCGCCUCCAGGUCGCGGGGCGCAGUGGGCAUGGCCCGCUGGGGGCCCUCCGCGCUGGCGCUGGCCCUCGCGCUCCUGGAGGUGGCCCUGCCGGGGGCUGGGGCCCAGGGCGCGGCCCUCGAGGACCCCGGCUACGACGUGCAGGACACCUGGAGCCAGGAGCCCUACUAUGCGCGCGGGGAGCCGGAGCCCGAGCCCUUCUCCCCGCGGCUGCCCGUGGGGACCCUGGAGGAGGCGCAGGAGCCGCACCCACCCGCGCCCAGGCCGCCCAAGAAGGCGACCAAGGCCAGGAAGGCGCCCAAGAGGGAGAAGCUGGCUCCUGAGACGCCUCCGCCGGGUAAAAAUAGCAACAGAAGAGGCGUGAGAACCCAGAGCCCCGAGAAGGCUGCCAGCAACGAGCAGGGCGUCCCCGUGGCCCCCGGGGAUGUCAGGGCGGGGUGCCCGCCCCUCGGCCUGGAAACCUUAAAAAUCACCGACUUCCAGCUCCACGCGUCCACCGUGAAGCGCUAUGGCCUGGGCGCGCACCGCGGGCGGCUCAACAUCCAGGCAGGUGUCAGCGAGAACGACUUCUACGACGGGGCCUGGUGCGCGGGCAGGAACGACCUCCACCAGUGGAUCGAGGUGGACGCCCGGCGGCUGACCCGGUUCACGGCCGUCAUCACGCAGGGGCGGAACUCGCUGUGGCUGAGUGACUGGGUGACCUCCUACAAGGUCAUGGUGAGCAACGACAGCCACGCGUGGGUCACGGUGAAGAACGGGUCCGGAGACAUGGUGUUUGAGGGGAACAGUGAGAAGGAGGUCCCCGUCCUCAACGAGCUGCCGGUGCCCAUGGUGGCCCGCUACCUCCGCGUCAACCCGCAGUCCUGGUUCCAGGACGGGAGCAUCUGCCUGCGGCUGGAGGUCCUCGGCUGCCCGCUGCCCGACCCAAACAACUAUUACCACCGGCGCAACGAGAUGACCACCACGGACGACCUGGACUUCAGGCACCACAGCUACAAGGAGAUGCGCCAGUUGAUGAAGGUGGUGAGUGAGAUGUGCCCCAACAUCACCAGGAUCUACAACAUCGGCAAGAGCCAGCAGGGCCUGAAGCUGUACGCCGUGGAGAUCUCCGACCGGCCCGGGGAGCACGAAGUCGGGGAGCCCGAGUUCCACUACAUGGCGGGCGCCCACGGCAACGAGGUGCUGGGCCGCGAGCUGCUGCUGCUGCUGGUGCAGUUCCUGUGCCAGGAGUACCUGGCGGGCAACACGCGCAUCGUCCGCCUGGUGGAGGAGACCCGCAUCCACAUCGUCCCCUCCCUCAACCCCGACGGCUACGAGAAGGCCUCCGAGGGGGGCUCGGAGCUGGGGGGCUGGUCCCUGGGGCGCUGGACCCACGACGGGAUUGACAUCAACAACAACUUCCCCGACUUAAACUCGCCGCUCUGGGAGGCUGAGGCCCGACAGAGCAGCCCAAGGCCUGUGCCCAACCACCACAUCCCUGUCCCCGAGUGGUUCCUGUCGGAGAACGCCACGGUGGCGGCGGAGACCAGGGCGGUCAUCGCCUGGAUGGAGAAGGUCCCCUUCGUGCUGGGCGGCAACCUGCAGGGCGGCGAGCUGGUGGUGGCCUACCCCUACGACAUGGCCCGGUCCCCCUGGAAGACGCAGGAGCGCACGCCCACGCCCGACGACCACGUGUUCCGCUGGCUGGCCUACGCCUACGCCUCCACCCACCGCCUCAUGACCGACGCCCGCCGGCGCGUGUGCCACACCGAGGACUUCCAGAAGGAGGACGGCACCGUCAACGGGGCCUCCUGGCACACCGUGGCCGGAAGUCUCAACGACUUCAGCUACCUCCACACGAACUGCUUCGAGCUGUCCAUCUACGUGGGCUGUGACAAGUUCCCGCACGAGAGCGAGCUGCCCGAGGAGUGGGAGAACAACCGGGAGUCCCUGAUCGUGUUCAUGGAGCAGGUGCACCGCGGCAUCAAAGGCCUGGUGACGGAUUCCCACGGAAAAGGCAUCCCGGACGCCAUCAUCUCCGUCGAAGGCAUCAACCAUGACGUCCGAACAGCCAGCGAUGGCGAUUACUGGCGCCUCCUGAACCCCGGCGAGUAUGUGGUCACGGCCAAGGCGGAUGGCUUCAGCGCGUCCACCAAGAGCUGCAUGGUUGGCUACGACAUGGGCGCCACGCGGUGCGACUUCAGGCUCGGCAGGACCAACCUGGCCCGGAUCCGGGAGAUCAUGGAGACGUUCGGGCGGCAGCCUGGCAGCCUGCGCGCCCGGCAGCCCCGGCUCCGGGGGCGCAAGAGGCGGCAGCGCGGGUGACCUCCCGGCACUGAGCCAAGGCCCAGACCCCGCCGAGGACACCCUGGGGCCGUGGGGCCGUAGAGGACCCAUUGCCUGUAGGCUCUGUCGUUCCCGGAGGCUGGGAGAACCCACGCGUGCCCGGCAAGCCUGGUCCCGGGGCAGGCCCGCGGGUCGGGGUCUCCUUUCCUUCGUUCCCACGUAUCCAAAUAGCUUGGAAAGCCCAGCGGAGAAAGGCUGGCGGGUGCGGGCUCGGCCAGCCAGGCAGGAUCAGGGAGCGCGGGGCUGACCUGCCCGGGGCUCCUGGCUGCGUGGUGGGCCCAGCGCUUCCCCUGCUCGCGUGACAGGAGCCCCUCGUGUGUGCCAUGUGCCCGGCUGAAACCGCUGCCCCGGGCCUGCUGUCCCCGGUGUCACCCUUCCCGCUGCUCAGGGCAUGCUAGCAGAGGCCGCCCUCUCGGCCGGGCAUUCCCGCUGCUGCCCAGCAAGCCCAUGUCUGUCGACAACAGCGACAUCACCAAGCGAGCGGCAGGCGGCGGCCUCUGCGUCAGUUUCCCUUCUCUCUCAUCAGCGGGAGAAAGGCUGGAAUAAUUCCAGGGGAAGCCUGGGCAGCAGGCGUGCUCGGGGGCUGGUUGCAUGCAGACGGGGCUUACAGAGAACCCCCAAAUUCCCCCCUGGUGCGGCAGCCUGAGGGGCUCCCUGCUGGUGACAGGAGGAGGUGCUUCCCAUGAAACCACAUCUCGUCAGGCUCCUCUGUGAGCCGCUGGGACUUGGAAAGAGAUGCCGGCUGACCUGCGACCUCCCUCUGCCCCAGGCCCCCUCCUCCGUGGAGGUGCGCCCCUAAACUGCCCCACACGCAGGGGUCACGGUGGACACUCCCUCAGGAUUGUCCGCGGAGCCUCAUUCAGGGCGUAUUGGAAUGACCACGCGAGAAAACGCGUCUCGUUGUUAUUACUGUUGCUGCCUCGCUGACCCGGGAGAGUCAGGAAAUAAAGAAAGCAAAUGGG